UCGCGGCAUCCAGUCGUCCCCCCCACGUGGGCGUGUAUUUGCGAGCUCGUUGAGAGCUAAACCCACCUCCCAAGAUCGCUGGUUGGCUAACGUUCUCUGUGUGUGAAUUUGCGUUGAAGAUCAUCAAUACCGACUCGUCUGGGUUUCACUGCUCGCGUUCUCCCGGCGAAGACAGUUACGUUUUUCAUUGUACGACGUACUCUAUCACUAAAUAACAAGCGAGCUACAAGGAUUACUAUAAACUGCUCAAGUAUACCAAUCAACAGUAAAAUUUCUGUGUUUGGUUUUGAAUUUUCAAGGAUAAAGACGGGGAAUUCAUGGUUUAUCGUGUCACGGCUCGCCGGCGGUCGUGAAAAAAUUUUCAGUUGCGAUCGGAGGCACUCGUUGUUCGGAAUAUUUAAUUCGUUUGAGCAUCAACAUGGACGAGGAUUUAAAUCAUACGAGCUCCAAGAGGCAAGAAUCGAGAGAAAAACGUAGUGGAUCUGCGUCUGAGUACGAUGAAUCUGUGCCUCGAAAGAAAAGACGACGAUGUGGAACGUGCGAGCCGUGUACAAGGAAAGUUAACUGCGGAGACUGCAGCAACUGUGUGAAUCGUAAGACUGGUCAUCAGAUUUGCAAGUACAGAAAAUGUGUUCAACUCAAAAAGAAAACUUCCACUGUUUUGCCCCAACCACGAGAAAACACAUCAAACGCUAAGCAGGAAUCGUCUGAACCCAGUUCGCCCGUAGAGGUGCAGUCUACUCGUUUAAGCCCAGCUAAAGUGGCCUCAGACAGCGAUGAUGCUGAAAUAGUCAGUGAUUCGAACGAAGAGUCGAAACCACAAGCGCCGAGUAAACAGAUCGAUAUAGACGAGAAAGCGAAACUUUCUAGUCCAAGCAAUCAUCAAAGUGAAAAUUCAAAUAUCCGAGAGGAAGUCAUGGCUAGUCUCAGCGCUACGAAUGUGUGCCCUGAGGUGGUCGUCCAAGAGACUUCAUGCUCACAAACCGCUAUAGAACAGAACGCUUUGACACCGCCGAAUAACACAGCUCCACGCUGCGAUGAGAGCCCGGCACCCCAACCGUGUCGUUGUCAAGUUUCUCCUAAAGAGGAUGGCCCUGAGUACACCCAGCUGGGCAACGCACCAACCAUUGAAGGCAUUCGAACCUUGAUGGAAAAAAGGUUUGGCAUUGAGGGAGAAGCUCUGCGGAUCGAACAGAUAACGUAUACGAAUCGAGAAGGCAAGAAUUCCCAAGGGUGUCCAAUAGCACGAUGGGUGAUAAAAAGAUCUGGUCCCCAAGAAAAAGUCCUAGUGGUGGCCCGUAAGAGAACGAGUCACCAGUGUGAUUUGGCAUAUCUUGUGUGCAGCAUUGUCAUCUGGGAAGGAAUUCCUAGAGCUGAGGCUGACUCGCUUUAUCGAGAACUGACCAAUGUUAUACCAGAGAAUGGCUUGCCCACGGCUAGGCGAUGUAACUACAAUGAUAGCAAAUCCUGUGCCUGUCAAGGAAUGAAUGAAGAAACCUGUGGUGCGUCUUUCUCGUUCGGUUGCUCGUGGAACAUGUACUUCAAUGGUUGUAAGUUUGCAAGGACGAAGAGCCCAAGGAAGUUCAAGCUACUCGACCCUACAAAGGAAGAACAGCUGGAAAAUACCAUGCAAGAUAUCGCGACAUUCUUAACACCAAUCUACAAGCAAGCAGCACCAGAAGCAUUUGCUAAUCAGAUAAAGAAUAAGGAUGGUUUCGAGUGUCGCAUCGGUAACGAUGAAGGUGAUCGCCCAUUUUCUGGAAUAACGUGCUGCAUGGACUUCUGCGCUCACAGCCACAAGGACAAACAAAACAUGGAUGGCGGUGCCACUGUGGUUUGUACGUUACUCAAGCCUGAAGCAGGAGCCGACGCUGAAGACGAACAGCUACACGUGUUACCCAUGUACCAACUGCUAGACCAGGAUGGUAAGGUCGCCAGUCCCAACUACGUCAUGCCAGCCCACAUGCGCUCACCGUCCCUUGAUGUCUCUUCUGUAUUCAAAGCACUACCAAAAGAGGACAAAGAGAAAUCACAGAACGCUAUAAAAACAAAUGCCGAAGAUCGAAAGGAAGCUGUAGCCAAAAAAGAACAUUCGCCUCUCACGGAAAAUCAAAAAAAUCCUUAUAUAAACGGUGGUGUCUAUGGUGACCGUUUUCAUAGUAACGGGUUAGGUGAUCCACCUUACGGCUAUCCUACGUCGGUUGUUCAUCAUCACCCUGCGGCUAAUCAUAUUAUGAAUGGUUAUUAUAAUAAUCAUUUUAGUACCAAGUCUCAUCUGCCGUAUUAUCCGUUCCUCGGGAGUAACCUGUUCGUGGACCGGUUACGUUCUCCUGAUGUUCGCUGGGUGGAUGAGAACCAUAUUCCUUACCUCUACCGGACACACAGCGCGCAUAUGAACCACUAUUCUCAACACCAGCACUACCCACUGGAGUACCCAGAGGAUCACAAGGGGAUAUUUCCACCUGGUAAUCCCUGGAGUAUGCAGCCACCUCCCGCGAAGACAUUCAGUGAAGAACAUCUUCGGAAUGGCAUCCAUGGUGGCGAAGCGACUAAACCUAAAGCAGUUAUUCACCACUACAGUGGGGCACCUAUAGAAUGGGGAAAAUCUCUUACAGAUAUCAAGUAUGUUGAUGAGAAGGAUGUUCCUGUAAUGCGGUCUAAUAGCCCUGGUGUGCAACAUGAACAAGGGCGUGGCCCUCCUGUCAAGCGCGCGCAACCUGGGAAACAGAGCGCGGAGGUGUCACCGACGAAAAAGGUUUAUAAAUUCGACGAGGCGAUGGGUGGUGUGGCGCUUGCCUUAACUCCGGGCUCUCUACUUAUUGAAGUAGCGAAGAAGGAAAUUCAUGCUACAACACCCUUGAAAAACCCACAGCGUCACUCUCCUACCAGAAUUAGCUUGGUGUUCUACCAACACAAGCAACUGAACACGAGGUACCAUGGCUUAGAUGAAUGGGAGCAAAAGGUUGCAAGGAAAAAGAUGCUUCAGGAAGAGGCAGCAGCGGAAAAGGGAGGUGGAAACACCGCAAGAGAAAGCGCCCUGCACGAGAAUUAUUUGGAUAUGCUGGCUGAAACGGCCUUGUCUCGGGAAGACAAGGAACCUCAGUCGGUGCUGCAGCAGGCGAUGACCUGGCAAAUGGCUGGUGACAAUAAACAACAACGUGAAGACGUUCAGAAGAAAAAUAACGUUGGGGAGCUUGUAAAAAUGGAUAUAAACAACAACAUGUACGACCGUCUAGUGAACGAAGACCCUUCAGUUGUAACCGAGACGUUUAAAGAAAGUCGGCUGCCAUCGUCACAAAACAAUAGCUGUAAUGAUUUGGCACAGAAAAUGCACGCUGGAAUGGCGCGGGAUCAGCUUCAGAAGCUGCGCGAGCUUCGGGAAAGCGACAUUGUCAGACACCUCCAUGGCUGGCCUCGUGAGCAAUGUCUGCCCAAUGGUAUUGUCGCACCAAGAAGCCAUCUUGAAGAUCGUGUUUCCACAGGAGCGACAACCAGUAGAGCAAAUGUCAUUGACCAAGACGAACGUGAACGGCAUGUUCGCCAAGCCGAAUCGUUUCAAUAUUCCAAGGACAAGAUGCGAGAGAAUAAAACUUCCAUUGCGCAGGGAGAGAUCCGUUCUGCCUCUACCGUUUCGAAUUACAGCGUUUCUAGACUUUUAGGAAAGGACACUGAAGAAACCAAGAAUCAUAAUAAGGCUUCUCGUCCGUCAAAUGCAUCUUCUACAUUUUGCAUCAGUAAUAUUCUGGGAAACACGACCAAGGCCUCUGAUGUGGACUCCAAGCGCGAAGAGAAGGAACGAUUACCCGUCCCUACGAAACCCAAGUCUCCGCCUGCUGUAGCGAAAACAAAUGGUGAAUGCGCAGAGACCAAGAAUCAUUGCCAAAUCUCUAUACCAUCUGAACACGAGCGGUCAGGCUACCCUGAGACACUACCGAACCCUCACCAAUAUGGAUCCACUCAUCCUCAAUACAAAACGGCACAUUUUUGUGGUGGGAUGCCAGAUAAGGCAUAUUAUGGUGCCGAACAUAGGAUGCCCUUUGAUUUACAUUCAGAUGCUCGCGCUCACCCUAUGGCUCAGUAUAGUCCCUAUAAGUUCGGAAUGCCAUUUCCCACUCAACCUACCUUUUUCAUGCCAUCAUUUCAUCCUCUGUUGUCUGCGAGCAAUGGACUUACGCCUAACCUCGCGCUCGUGAAUUCAAGGAACUAUCUUUCAAGUUUGGCGAGUAACUAUUCGCACUCGAAACGCCUCGAAGAAUCACUUCUUGCUCCAAUCUCUACAGCGACAAGAACUGGACUAAGCUAUCCAAUUGAUAGCCUUAUUACUGUUGCGCCUUACUCGCAAACGUGCGUUACUGGUCAUUAUCAAAAUUGGCUUUGAUGGACGCAAUGUUGUGUGUUAUCCUCUACGCGUGUGUAAGUGUUUUAAAGUAGAAUAUAUUACGAUGUGA
Messenger RNA from Actinia tenebrosa (Australian red waratah sea anemone), 4448 nucleotides. RefSeq lists its product as uncharacterized. Gene Ontology annotation, cellular component: nucleus. Gene Ontology annotation, biological process: positive regulation of transcription by RNA polymerase II; chromosomal 5-methylcytosine DNA demethylation, oxidation pathway. The record is from RefSeq and is a predicted model, not a curated record. Gene Ontology annotation, molecular function: zinc ion binding; DNA binding; DNA 5-methylcytosine dioxygenase activity. Lineage: Eukaryota; Metazoa; Cnidaria; Anthozoa; Actiniaria; Actiniidae.